ACACUGACAGCAUCCGGCGGUUACAGGAGCAAAAUAGUUUCUUUGGUUCGCAGAAAAGCCGGCAGCGAUCCGAGCCAUGCUCGCAGCGGUGGGCUCGCUGGCGACCGCCUUCUGGGCUGCGUUCCAUGCCCGGACUCUGCUGCUGGGUGCUGUCGCCUUUCUGUUCUUUGCUGAUUUCUUCAAAAGGCGGCGCCCAAAGAACUACCCGCCGGGACCCUGGCCCCUGCCCUUGUUUGGCAACUUCUUUCAUGUGGACUUUGAGAAUUCGCACGUGGCAGUUCAGCUGUUGGUGAAAAAAUAUGGGAAUAUUCUUAGCCUGGAUUUUGGCAACCUGUCUUCAGUGCUCAUAACUGGACUGCCCUUAAUCAAAGAAGUCCUUUCUAACACAGACCAAUACUUUGUGAACCGCCCUCUAACCCCUCUCCGAGCACGUAUCUUUGGGAAAAAUGGAUUGAUCAUGUCCAAUGGCCAAAUAUGGAAGGAACAAAGAAGAUUUACCCUGACAACAUUAAGGAAUUUUGGUUUAGGACGGAAGAGCCUAGAGGAACGCAUCCAGGAGGAGGCCUACCACCUUAUAGAGGCAAUCAAAGAGGAGAAUGGACAGCCUUUCAACCCUCACUUCAAGAUCAACAACGCAGUUUCAAACAUCAUUUGUUCCAUCACCUUUGGGGAGCGCUUUGAGUACCAUAAUGCCCAGUUCCAGGAGCUGCUGAAGUUACUGGAUGAGGUCACAUGUCUGGAGGCUUCAAAAUGCUGCCAACUCUACGGUAUCUUUCCAUGGAUAAUGAAAUUCCUUCCUGGCCCUCAUCAAACUGUCUUCAGCAACUGGGAUAAGCUGAAACUGUUUGUUUCUCGUGAAGUUGAAAAGCACAAGAAAGAUUGGAAUCCUGACGAGUCAAGAGACUUUAUUGAUGCUUAUCUCAAGGAAAUUGAGAAGUACACAGGCAAGAAUGCUUCAAGUUUCCAUGAAGAGAACCUCAUCUGCAGCACCCUGGACCUCUUCUUUGCUGGAACUGAGACAACUUCCACAACGCUGCGCUGGGGUCUGCUUUACUUGGCCCUCUACCCAGAAGUCCAAGAAAAAGUACAUGCUGAGAUUGACAGAGUGCUGGGCCCAUGGCAGCAGCCAAGCAUGGCUGCCCGAGAGUCCAUGCCCUACACCAAUGCUGUCAUCCACGAGGUGCAGAGAAUGGGCAACAUCAUCCCCCUGAACGUCCCCAGAGAAGUGGUGGCUGAUACCACUCUGGCUGGAUACUACCUGCCAAAGGGGACGAUGAUCCUGACCAAUUUGACUGCAUUACACAAGGACCCCACCGAGUGGGCCACCCCUGAUACAUUCAAUCCUGAGCAUUUUUUGGAGAAUGGACAGUUUAAGAAAAGAGAAGCCUUCUUGCCUUUCUCAAUGGGAAAACGCGCAUGCCUUGGAGAACAGUUGGCCAAGUCUGAGCUGUUUAUUUUUUUCACUUCCCUUGCACAAAAAUUUACCUUCAAGCCCCCAGACAAUGAGAAAUUGAGCCUGAAGUUCAGAAUGGGCCUCACCGUCUCCCCAGUCAGCCACCGCAUCUGUGCUAUCCCUAGGGAAUGAUGCUAUUGGAGAAGGGAGGGGAAAGAGCAAGAAAAAAAAUGGCUUGUGCUCUGGAGCUGCUGAUGCCUGCUCAGAUGUGAGGAACCAGAAUAAGGUGAUGCUGAGGAAAGAAGAGAGAAAUUGGACAAAGAGGAAGCUGGAUCCCAGUUCUGCCAUCUUCCCUGAAAUAGCCCCGGAAAAAUCGUUUGUGUGUUCAUAGAUUUAUCUUUUCAUCUAGGAGGUGAAAAACUGAUUUCCCUCCAAAAAAAAAAAAAAAAAAAGUUCUUCUAAGAAUGAAAGGAUAAUGGAUUUUAAAUGAUUUGUAAAUCAUAAAGCACAUCCUAAGAAUAAUGACUGCAGUGUGCCUCCUUCCCGCCUCCUUCCAUGACCACGCAUCCAUUCUAGCCUGUUGACAUAACUCAGGUUGAAGUGGUGCAGGACAGGCAAUGAGAUAAGAAGUGGAACCCUGGGGCAGCUGUGG
Sciurus carolinensis (gray squirrel) is the source of this 2045-nucleotide messenger RNA. RefSeq names its product cytochrome P450 2J2. Gene Ontology annotation, biological process: xenobiotic metabolic process. The transcript has 9 exons. The record is from RefSeq and is a predicted model, not a curated record. Gene Ontology annotation, molecular function: heme binding; oxidoreductase activity, acting on paired donors, with incorporation or reduction of molecular oxygen, reduced flavin or flavoprotein as one donor, and incorporation of one atom of oxygen; iron ion binding. Gene Ontology annotation, cellular component: intracellular membrane-bounded organelle; cytoplasm. Lineage: Eukaryota; Metazoa; Chordata; Mammalia; Rodentia; Sciuridae. The coding region runs from base 77 to 1585 and encodes 502 amino acids.